Messenger RNA from Chlorella variabilis, 651 nucleotides. RefSeq lists its product as hypothetical. The record is from RefSeq and is a predicted model, not a curated record. NCBI's taxonomy places the organism in Eukaryota, Viridiplantae, Chlorophyta, Trebouxiophyceae, Chlorellales, Chlorellaceae. The transcript is spliced from 4 exons. The coding region runs from base 1 to 651 and encodes 216 amino acids.
AUGCAGCCGCGGCAGCCCGAAGGAGCCCAGGAGGAGGCCAAGCGGCUGCCCAAGUGUUGCCUAGGCGCUGCCUACUUCUCCAUGGGUCGAUACGCCGCGCAGAAGCCCCCGGUGUGCGCCGGGUUUGCCAAACGCCUGAAGCCCACUGAUGACGCGGCGCAGCUGCCCACAGAUUCAGUGCCGGGAGGGGACUUCAAGUACGUGUGCCUGGGAUACUCGGCAUGGGACGAGGAGGCGCUGAAGCGUGCGGCGGCGCGGCGCAGCAGCCAGGCGGACGCGGUACAGCUGCCGUACUGCGAGGGCCUGGAGGUCGUGUCUGCCGCCGCCGUCAACCAGCGGCCCGAGCUCAUGGGCGCCGGCGGCCCCGACAUGGCGGCCGGCGGCGGCGGCCCCGACGUGCCGCCGCCGCCCGGCCCGCAGCAGGGCGGCGACGUGCGGCAGCGCCCGGGGCGCAGCUUUGUACCCGGGGCGGGGCGGCUGCCGGACGUGGGGGACGGCCUGGACUGGGAGCGGCUCAAGGGGCGCUUCUUGCGCAUCUCGCGCCGCAUGGUGGACAAGAUGGGGCAGAAUGUGUCCUACAUGGCAGCCACCACCCGCCGCUCCUGGCAGCAGAUUGUGCGGGAGCUGGGCGGCGACGACAAGGAGCGAUGA